This is a messenger RNA of Kockovaella imperatae, 1119 nucleotides long. RefSeq names its product cyclophilin-like domain-containing protein. The transcript is spliced from 7 exons. The coding region runs from base 1 to 1119 and encodes 372 amino acids. Gene Ontology annotation, molecular function: protein binding; peptidyl-prolyl cis-trans isomerase activity. Lineage: Eukaryota; Fungi; Basidiomycota; Tremellomycetes; Tremellales; Cuniculitremaceae. Gene Ontology annotation, biological process: protein peptidyl-prolyl isomerization. The record is from RefSeq and is a predicted model, not a curated record. Gene Ontology annotation, cellular component: intracellular membrane-bounded organelle.
AUGACAGACUACUGCUACUUCGAUAUCACGAUUGCAGGUCAGCCAGCCGGACGAAUCACGUUCGAGCUCUAUUCCGCUUAUUUGCCCAAGACUACCGAGAACUUUAAAGCCCUCUGCAUUGGCGACAAGACGAAUGAUGCGGGUGUGAAGCUCGCGUAUGCCGGCUCGAGCUUUCACAGAUGUAUCAAGGGCUUUAUGCUCCAAGCUGGAGAUUUCACCCGAGGAGAUGGAACGGGUGGUCUUUCGAUUUACGGAGAGAAGUUUUCACUGACUUGUCCAGACGAAGCCUUCAUCCACGAGCAUGACAAGCCGAUGCUGCUCUCUAUGGCCAACGCUGGACCCAACACCAACGGCAGUCAAUUCUUUAUCACCACUGUUCCCACUCCUCAUCUUGACGGCAAGCACGUCGUCUUUGGUCAAGUCGUCACUGGCAAGGCUCUUGUCAGACGAAUCGAGAACAUUCCAACAACCUCUGACAAGCCUAACGAGCCAGUCACAAUCGCGGCUGCUGGUGUCUUGAGCAAGGAAGAUAUUGAAGCAGAGCGAAAGAAAAUUCAAGAUUCGAAAGGCGAAGAUCCCUACGAGGAGUACCCGGUAGACGAGGAAUCUAUCAAUGUAGACAAGCCGGAAGAAUGUGCCACCGCUGCCGAAAAGCUCAAGGAAGUCGGAACGACGGCGUUCAAAGCUGGUGACUUUGCCAAAGCACUUGGCAAAUAUCAAAAGGCUUUGAGAUAUCUUGACCAGAAUCCUGUGCUCCCUGAUGGAACAGACAAGGCAGUAGCAGAGACCCAACGCAAAUUGCGCAUCCCCCUCCUCACCAACUCGGCUUUGGCGGCUCUCAAGUCUGAUCCUCCAGCCAACUCGCUCGCCGUCACCCUCGCCAGCAAAGCGUUAGCCGUGUCCGACCUCACGCCAGAAGAAAAGGGCAAAGCAUUGUAUCGUCGAGCUCUUGCCAAGACGGCCCUCAAAGAUGAGGAUGGUGCGACAAAAGACUUGAAAGAGGCCUUAGAAGCUGUGCCGGGUGAUGCGAACAUUAGCAGAGCGUUGAAGAACGUCGAGGUGGCCAAGAAAGCCAGGCUCGAGAAAGAGCGGAAAGCAUACAGCAAAAUGUUUGCCUAA